GGCGCACUGCGCCUGUGCCGCCGCUGCCAGUGAGCCGCCGCCGCCGCCGCCAUGUCGUAUGUGUUCAUCAACGACUCUAGCCAGAGCGGGGUGCCGCUGCUACAGGCCUGCAUGGACGGCGACAUCACCUACUCCAAGCGGCUGCUGGAGAGCGGCUUCGACCCCAACAUCCGCGACGCUCGGGGCCGUAGCGGCCUUCAUGUGGCCGCCGCCCGCGGCAACGUCGACAUCUGCCGCCUGCUGCACAAGUUCGGCGCCGACCUGCUCGCCACCGACUACCAGGGCAACACAGCGCUGCACCUCUGCGGCCACGUCGACUCCAUCCAGUUCCUCGUCUCCAACGGCCUGAAGAUCGACAUCUGCAACCAUCAUGGUUCCACACCGCUUGUAUUGGCAAAGCGUAGAGGAGUAAACAAAGAUGCAAUCAAGUUACUGGAGUCGCUGGAGGAGCAGGAGGUGAAAGGAUUCAACCGUGGAACUCAUUCUAAGCUAGAAAUUAUGCAGACUGCAGAAAACGAGAGCGAGCAGGAGACUCAGAACAUCAUCCUCAGAGGUUGGGAAACAGAACAUCAGCCCCUCAGUGCUAUGGAGAGCCACUCACUGCUGAAUCCAAAUCUGCAAAAUACAGAAGGUGUUCUGUCCAGCUUCCGAUCCACAUGGCAAGAGUUUGUGGAUGAUUUGGGCUUCUGGCGGGUCCUACUGCUCAUUAUUGUUAUUGCACUGCUGUCUCUUGGCAUUGCCUACUACGUCAGUGGAGUCCUGCCCUUUGUGGAAAACCAGCCUGAACUAGUGCAUUAAACUGCAUCCAGCAAAACUGAGUUUGAUACUGAUUCAUGCUGUCUGUGGCAGCAUGUCAGAAUGCUAGCAAACUGGUCAGCGUAUGAUUCUUGCCAUUCCAGUUACUAAAUAUUCUGCAACCAAGGUUCAGCAAUUGUAGCCUUGGCAUCAAUUUCUAUCUAGAUGCUCUCACUUUGAUUCCAGCCUUUAACACACAUUUAGUUUUGAGCAUUGUAACACUAGCAAAGCUUUGUUGACCACUUCUGAAGUAUGUAUCCAUUUGAGCCUUGUGUAAAAUGUAAUCUAAAGGUAGUGCUUCAAACUGAUGUGCUCGUUGCAAAAUACAUAUCUUCACCUUUUGGGCUGUUUAUAGAAUAGAGGUGAAAAUAUCCAUUGAAACAUACUUUUGUUUCCUUUGUUUUUUGUCUUAAGGAAAUGUGGCAAAACUUAUUCCUAUGUGUCCAAAAUGAAGAAUUUAGAAAUAAUGGCUUCAUGUUAUAAGAUUAACAUAAUUAAGAAGUCAAGACUCCAAUAGAAUGCUGAUUUCAAUAAUCAUUGAGAUAUUUAAAAGUAGUUAGUCUGUAGUCCAUAGUCUUCUGUAUGGAGCCGUCUAAGCCUAAAGAUAGAACAAAAAUCUGCACUUUUAAACUGUAGUAAUGUAAAUUUUAAUUGUAUUAACGAUUACUCCAUGUAUUGUAAUAAAUUGAAGUACCUGAACAA
Molecule: messenger RNA, 1497 nt
Organism: Leucoraja erinaceus (little skate)
Lineage: Eukaryota; Metazoa; Chordata; Chondrichthyes; Rajiformes; Rajidae
Product: ankyrin repeat domain-containing protein 46
Exons: 4
Coding region: 52-798 (248 amino acids)
Molecular function (GO): protein binding
Source: RefSeq, a predicted model, not a curated record